AACCUGAUGCAAAUUAACAAGGGAAGUAAGAUAGAGAACCAAAACAAAGAAACAAAGAGAGAUUGAUGGCUAUGAGGCAACGCGUUGGUGCUACUAAUACACGUCCAAGACAAUCCAUUCGUCCCACUUAUGAGGAUUUCCGGCCCCAGUUUGAAUUGAAGGAAGAACCUGAAGCUCACAUCAUAUAUGUUCAACUUCCUGGUUUUUUGAAAGAGCAAGUAAGGAUUACAUUUGUGCACGCCCCUGGUGUGAUCAGGGUCCAUGGACAACGACCCCUUGGCAACAACAGAUGGAGCCGUUUCAACGAAACCUUUCCUCUUCCACAAAAUUGCCACGAAAGUAAAAUUCAUGGAAAGUUUCACAAUGGCGUUCUUACCAUUACAUUGCCAAAGGAAGUCCCAAAAGUAGAUCCUAAAGAAGCAGCGGCUGCAGCCAAGCCAAUCCAAGAGACAAAGCCAAAAGCUGCUGCUGCUACUGAGGCAAAGCCACAGAAAGUCUUGGAGGACGACAAGGUUCCUUUGAAAGAGAAGGACCAGAUACGUGCUCCUCCAUCUCAAAAACCUGCUGCUACUGCUGCCCGAGACGAAAAACAAAAGGAUAAGAUAAGUAUUCCAUCUAAAGACCCCCGAGUAGCUGCUCCUCCAACUCAAAAACCUGCUGUCGAGCCCAAUUUACAAAAGGGUCAGGAUGCCAUUCACCAAACAGCUAUUGCUACUGCUGCUAAAGACCCCCAAGUAGCUGUUCCAGAGCCAAAGGCACAAAGGGAUGAGAAGAGGGUGAUCGCGUUGAGUAGUGCUGCAAGUGAGCCCAAACCUCAAAAGGGUAGGGAUGAAAUUCCACCAAAAACUAUGGGAGAUGAAAAGGCGAAGGCGGACUACAAAAAGGAGGUUCAGGAUAGAAACAUAAGUGAGGAAAAUGAGAAGCCGGGAGAACCAAAGAUUGCUGAGAAUGUUGUCGACACACCUCUGAGUAAGAUGACUGGUGAGAGAAGCACAGAAGAAGCUGUAAUCGAAAGGUUUGCCCCAAAUACUUUAGAUAAGAUAAAGAUGAAGAGCAAACGUUUUGGCAGUGCUGUUGGGGAAGAGGUUUGCAAUUCUGCAAAGCAAGGGAUAAAAAAUCUAGACAAGUGGGUAAAUAAUGAAGAAAAGCAGCUGUUAAUCAAUGUGGGGGCAGCAGUUCUUGUUCUUGUGGCAUUUGGGGCUUACACGACCUACAACUUAUGGAGCCCCUCCGGAAAACCCAAGAACUAAGCAUAGUAUCUCUUCUAAAUCACGUAUACUCUGUAACAAACUAAAUGUACACAAAAGCAUGCAUUUGUAUAGAUACACCGAAGUUUACCUUAAUUCGAUGUAAUCUAUAACUUCCACUAGAAUGAAAACACACUUGUCACUGAUGAUUACCUUUUAA
Rosa chinensis is the source of this 1407-nucleotide messenger RNA. Its product is annotated as inactive protein RESTRICTED TEV MOVEMENT 2. The record is from RefSeq and is a predicted model, not a curated record. The transcript is spliced from 2 exons. The coding region runs from base 66 to 1250 and encodes 394 amino acids. NCBI's taxonomy places the organism in Eukaryota, Viridiplantae, Streptophyta, Magnoliopsida, Rosales, Rosaceae.